UGCCAUUCAGUUAGUUGCCGGAAUCGCAGCGCGCAGGUUCUCGAAUCGGUUUGGAUUUUUAAGGAUUUCCAAAAACAGGCAUCAAAAGGACUCGCCCAAAAUGGUAAUCGAGGAGUGGAAAAAGAGUGGCAUUGCCACCAAAUUUCCCACCUAUCGCAACUCGCCCCUGAUCACCACUCACAGCUGGCAGAAGGGCAAGCGGCAGGACGAUCGGGCCGAAGGACUCUGGCGCAUCUACGAUGGCAUCUACGACUUCACCGAGUUCAUUGACAAGCAUCCUGGCGGCCCUUUCUGGAUUCGCGAGACCAAGGGCACCGAUAUAACCGAAGCCUUCGAGGCUCACCAUCUUACGACGGCACCCGAGAAGAUGAUCGCCAAAUACAAGGUUCGGGAUGCGGCCGAGCCAAGGAUCUACACUUUGACACUGGAGGAGGGGGGAUUCUACAAGACCCUCAAGGAGCGAGUGCGCGAAAAGCUGAAGACCGUCGACAAGAAGCCAAAAAGAAAGAGUGAUCUCAUCCACCUGGGAGUCCUUGUGUCGCUCUUCCUUUUCGGCAUUGCCAGUGCCAAGUACAAUAGCCUUUUGGCUCUGAUCUUGGCGGGUGUGGCCCUCUGCUGGACGGUGAUCGUGUCCCACAACUACUUCCAUCGCCGGGACAACUGGCAGAUGUACGCCUUCAAUCUGGGCCUGAUGAACUUCGCCGCCUGGCGUGUGUCCCAUGCUCUGUCCCACCACAUCUAUCCCAAUUCCUAUUUCGAUCUGGAGCUCUCGAUGUUCGAGCCGCUGCUCUGCUGGGUGCCCAAUCCGCACAUCAAAAGCAAGGUGAUGCGCUAUGUGUCCUGGGUCACGGAACCGGUGGCCUAUGCCCUGGCCUUCUUCAUACAGAUCGGCACACGUAUUUUCUACUCGCUGCGUCACACGAACAUCCUCUACUGGCACGAUCUACUGCCGCUGAGCAUACCCAUUGCUAUUUACCUGGGAACCGGAGGAUCUGUUGGCGUCUGGACCUGCGUGCGAACGUGGCUCUCGAUGACGUCGAUCGCUAGUUUUAGCUUCUGUGUGAUAGGUCUGAAUGCGGCCCAUCACGAUCCGGAAAUCUAUCACGAGGGCGAUGCGAAUCGCGAGGAUCGCGACUGGGGCUUGUUCCAGGUGGACACGAUCAUCGAUCGCGGCGAUCUCAAGUGGUCACAGUUCCUGGUCCUCACCCACUUUGGCGAUCAUGUGCUCCACCAUCUCUUCCCGACUUUGGACCAUGGACUCCUGCCCGCUCUCUAUCCGGUUUUAUAUGAGACUCUUGAUGAGUUCAAGGGUCAUCUGCGCGAAUGCAAUCACAUUGAGCACAUGAUCGGCCAGCACAAGCAACUGCUGCGCAUCGAGCCCAAUCCCAGGGCUCCGGGGGCGGGAAAGUAGAAGCUACUUGUUUUUGGGGUUUAAUUAAAAGUAAAUAAAUAUAUCCACAUAAUCUUAUUACUUAACAU
Drosophila takahashii is the source of this 1479-nucleotide messenger RNA. RefSeq names its product Cytochrome b5-related (gene Cyt-b5-r). Lineage: Eukaryota; Metazoa; Arthropoda; Insecta; Diptera; Drosophilidae. Gene Ontology annotation, biological process: lipid metabolic process. Gene Ontology annotation, molecular function: heme binding. The record is from RefSeq and is a predicted model, not a curated record.